Messenger RNA from Amoebophrya sp. A120, 8926 nucleotides. The record is from the annotation of a GenBank genome assembly. Lineage: Eukaryota; Dinophyceae; Syndiniales; Amoebophryaceae.
ACCUAGUACUACAUGAUCUUACUAUAAUCAAUCUUCACUUUCUCACUGCGCGAGCUAGUUAAUCAGAUUAACCAUGGAUUUGAACGUAAAAUUUUCUGCGGUCGCGAGCACGAGCAGCUCCUCGCGCGGGUCAUUCGCAGCUGUGCACCCAGGUACACGAACCAGCACUUCUUCUUUUUCGCCGGGAAAAACGCCGGGCGGUACUGGUGGCGGUGGUGUAAUAUCUUUCGCGGCAAAUAAUCUUUACAAAGAGGAGUCAGAUUCUGGCAAGGUAAGAAUGAGCACGACCUCGGCGACUUCUGGAACGCUAGUUAAUGAUGCGCCGACAGGAGGGGAUGUUGCUCCUAGCACAUCAGUUACUGCGUCGAUAUCUUCUGUACCACCAGCCGCAGCCGGACCCAGAAGUGCUGACCAAGGAGGGGCUUCUACUGGUGCUUCUAAAGCCAGUACUACUACACCUACGUCAAACGCCCCGUCUGCUUCGUCGCGGAAAAACAGCACGACAAGCACGACAUCCUCGAACACGAUCGGCAACCCGUCGCUGCUGAAAAAUGCGGCGGAGCUUGCCAUCCAGAAGGCGAUCCAGAAGCGGGAGGAGCAAAAGCUGAAGAAGACGAAGAGGAAGCUGAAGCUGCAGUGGGCGAUGCACAAGGCGCGGAAGAGCGUGUUCGAGUCCAUCCAAUCGGAGCAGGAGGUCGGGGAGGCGCCGCCGAAGAUUCCGAAGACCACUGAAAACAUGCAGAAAGCCGACGAAAAGAUCAAACAACUGGCCCAGGAAGCCGAAGAGGUGGUGGUGGUUCUCUCCCGGGCGACGACACCUCCGGAAGGUGUUGAACAAGCAGCACAGGAAGAGACCACAAGGACUAACCAGCAGGGUCGCGACGGAGACAAGAUGGUCGUGGGCAGCUCGGGUUCAUCUUUGAAUAAAAAAUCCGGGCCGGCGACCUCCUCGUCUUCGACGCGCUCUGGUAUAGUUGUUCCCGCUUUAGUAACAACUCCCGCAUCCUCCACAUCAACCGCAACUCGGCAACAGCUACGCAGUAGACCUCGGACCGGCUCGGCGUCGUCAACUGCAUCCGGCGGGGCAGCUAAAAAUCUUGCCGCUCAAAGUAGUUAUAACAACCACCCGCUCGGGAUCGGGUCGACUACCGGAAGUGCUGACCACAGGGAGCACCAAGAAAGGACAGGAACUUCUACAACCGGAGAAGCAGCCGCGUGGUCCAGCAGUGCCGCAAGCGACGCAGCUGCGUCUUCUACCACUUCGAAAGCCUCGUCCUUUGCGACUGCGCACUCGAGAGCGUCGUCGUCGUCCAGUAUGGUGGUCCAGGGGAAAUCAACAUCGCCAAGAGCGCCAUCAGGAUCUUGUUCUACUUCAAGUUCUUCUACUUCUACGCGCGCCAAUGCUGCGACGAGCACGGCGGGGCUAUCUGAAGAACAAACGGGCACCACGUUGCCGACCUACCCGCACCUCCACGCACCUCCAGCUGCACCCACCACACCAACCGCUGCAGCUGCGCACGGCUCAACCACGACGACGACCCCGUCAGGCAGCAGGGUGAUGAACGAGCGCAGAGGUGGACCACCUUUCGUGCCGUCCUCUUCGCGCGCCAUGAGCAGCACUUCUGGCGGCGGCGAGGCUACACUUUCAUCAUCUACUUCGGGUUGUAGUACUUCUAAGGUGGACGGUCACAAAACGCCGACGCGAAUGCCUUCCCUGUCGCCCAAGGUGGGGACGGCGACGAGAACGGGGGCCGACAAAGGAUCGUCAUCUUCCUCCACUGCUCGGGCGGCCAAAAAAAAUGGCACGAAGUGGUCUUCGCCUGCGAGGUACAGUAAGCACCAGGCGCAAACUUCCUUACCACUACCCCAACCAGGAGGGGGUACAAGUUGUACCGGGACCACUAGCACUUCCGACAAUAAAACGCCCACGUCGAACAAAACUCCCACUUCUUUUCGCCGCAAAUCCUUCCGGGACCCGACCAACGAGACCAAGGCCGAGCACUUUGUCCACUCCGUCCUCAGCCCAAAGAUGCAGAAGUCGCUCGGGAUCGGCGGCUUACUCUCGCCGGGCCGCAAAACGAACCGCGACAAUUAUUCCCAGUCCGGCUCGCUAUCGCCCUCGAAGAACCGUUAUCCCCUGCAUAAAAAAUGAGCGCACUCGUAGGUACUGGUAAUUGCAAGCAUGCAUAAGUAGAAACACCUUAUGUUUUUAGCUGAUUUAGCAUUGACAGUGACAGAUCGCACAUUCCUGUUCUGAUUGAAAAAAUUCGUAUAUGCGAAGAUUUCUAUCUACAACCGUCGAUGCGACUGCGAUAUAACUGCUUUUACAAUGCAUCACCGCAUGACGUCGCUGUGGCAGAAGAACGUCGGAAAGAUCUGCACGUCCAUGCGGGACUGGCGGAAGCGCAACCACUGCGAUCAGGAGGCCAAGGGCGUUUUCAUCGUGAUUGGUGGGUACCCGGACUUUCGGCAGGCCAUGCUGGCGCGGAACUGGGUGGAAAACACGGACCCGCAGAGCCGGUUCUUCGACCUGAUCUUCACGCUGAAGGCCUGCGACAUUGAGUACGACAAAUUGGACCCGCACCAGAUUGUGAACCACUACCAGCGCAACCGCGAAAUCACGACGAAGCUCGGGCUGACGCUAAAUCUGCGGAACUCCUCGUGGCUGCCGCCCGUGGGAAACAUGGUGUUCCGCCGGAAGAAGUUGAGGACAAUGGAGGAAAGUCGGCUGGCCGAGCUCGGAAUCGGGACGACGACUACAGUAACGGCGGUUGGUGGUACGGAUGAACAUCAAACCACGGUGGGGGAGCUGCAUGAAUCUCAAUCCAAAGACGAUCAGGAAAAAUCGGAGUGCUUGCAACGACCUGGCGAAAAUCAAUCGAAAAGAACUACUGCAGUAGACUCGGAUCAUCAGAGCGACGGUUGUUUGAAAACAAGCAGUGGCGCAGGAGCAGGAACGGUGACAACUACUACCUUCUACGCGACGACGCCCACCCCGCAGACGCCCACGUCCUCCUUCAAUCGAACGGGAAACACGCUUUCUAGGUCAGGGUCGGGGUCAUCCAGCUCGGCGACGUCUAAGCACCCUCGGGCAGACGAGUUUCUCCAGACCCAGUCGAACUUUGUGGGCAACAGUAGUUCUACUAACGGAAUCAAAAUCAUGUCGAGCAGUGGCACUUCUACAGCGGGGGCAGCAGCAGGAACUACACCUACACAUCAAGCUGGGACCCCUGCAGUUGCUGGGGGUAAUAACAGCAGUAACCUGAUUCAGGUGCAGUCGCUGUCGAAGCAACUCCGAUCCACUUCGGAGCAGGAACCGCAAGUCACGCUUACGAACAUGAUCCUGCAAUCGGACGACAUCCAGAUGCCGGACGUGAAAGACCAUUUGCUCGACCGGGAAAGGGACGACGCAAACGCGGAAUUAUCAUCUGCGGCGGAAUCGGAGUUUCUCGCGCAGGAAAGCAGCAGCUUCUACCCGCUGUGCUUCGACCUGAGCCGCGAAAAGGCGGAUUUCUGCACCGCCUUCCAAAUCAGCAAGUGCCAAAGCAUUCUGUGUGCCUUCCUGGAGGCCUAUCAGAAUAAGUACACAACUCCCCCUCGUUCUCAUUUGUCAUGCAAAAUACCAAAUGCGCGCUUUCCCUCCUGUCACUAUUAUGCAUGACAAGUUCUGGAAGCCCAAAUAGCACUACAAUUCUAUGGAAAUUUGUCAUGCAAAACCUGCAUUGUUGCUGACGCUUUUAUUGCCAGUUAUGCAAUACAAAUGAGGGGGACGCGGGGGAGUUGUGCACUCUGAUAAGGCCUACGACCAGUGCAGCUUCGUGGAGCGCAAGGACAGCUUCAACAGCCGCAAGGAUAUUACAAUGAAAAAUGUCCCCACCCCCGAACUUGGGAGCAUUUGUAUUGGAAACCUUUCCAAAUGAAACAUUCGCCCUCUUGCAUCUAUCAGCAUCACAGAUUUCCGAUCGUGAAUAGGAAAAAUCUGUAUUGCAAAAGAUCCCAGCAAGAGCGGCGCUUGUCUCGCAAGCGAUGCGAGACACGCCUAGACUCUGCAUCAGAAAGGUUCAUACUCAUUUCAUGCAUGACAAAAAGUUUUCACUUGGAAACUUUGCAUACACAAACUUUUGCAACUUGGGGGUGGGGGCAUUUUUCCUCGCGAUAAAGGAAGUCGCGGCUUUAUUGGAAGAAAAAUCUGCCCUGAGCGCAAAACCGCGGAAGGAAUCCGAUGCGGAGAAGGCGGCGGUGGCGGCCGCCAGCAUGUGGAAAAAGAAGGUGUUUGGCAGGAAAAAAAAGGCGAACAGUUCUGGUGGGACGAAUGAGGAUCAGGACAAGAUGAAGAGCAGCAAUAAAUUCGCAGCGAAUUCUAAAGGUGGUUCCUCUAGUUGUACUUCCCCUAACGAAAAACAACCACAAACUCGGUCCCGGUCCAACAGUUCCUCUAGUUUGUUCGAAAAUCUGAUCCCGCCGGCCCACAUCAUCGAGAAGCAGAAGCAGAUCCCGCCGUUUUUCACCCACAGUGAGGACGUGGUGCGGAUCGCGCUGAAGGUCUGCAAGCGGAUUUUGCUGGAGGCGGACGACGCGAUCGACGACAAGGACACGGCGGAGAAGAAAAAUCUGGUCACGUACGACGAGUGGAAGUACAUUCAGCGCGUGAAUCUGGACGAUCCGUUGUCCGUGCUGGACAAGCUCCAGCGGCCGCAGCCCAAAUUUCGCCAGCCGCUCAUCGUGUACGAUCCGCUGGACGUGAAGACGAAGGAGUUGAAAAGACUGGAGAAAUUGAAGAAGAAACGGGACGAGAAAGACGCCGCCGACGACAUCACCUACUACGUGCGGAUGCCGGACUUCGCGCAGCGCCCGGUCUGCAAAUUUCUCGCGUACGAGUGCAAUUUGGUCCUUCACGAGUUCAACAACAGCAGCGAAAGCCGGUGUUUGAUCGGGCCGAAGAACACGUGGAUCAUCAAGCCCGCGGGCAAGUCGCGGGGCCGCGGCAUCGAGAUGUGCCGGGAGCUGGAGGAGAUUCUCCAGAAGACCAGCAGCGGCCCGCUGCCGAGCUACCUCUACUCCAGAACCCCGGACGACGAUGAGAACUUGCAACAGGUUGGCAAGUACAUCGAGCAGUGGAUCGUGCAGAAAUACAUCGAGCGGCCGUUGACCAUCAAAGGCUACAAAUUUGACAUUCGCCAGUGGGUGCUGGUCACGGACUGGAACCCUUUGACAGUGUAUAUGGCGUUCUCAAAUGCUACAUUCUCAAUUGUUACAUGAAUUUGUGAAGCAAGAAUUGCAAAAGUGAAAGGAAGGACCUUGCGCGUCUUGCGUGACAGGUUUGGCGCAGAUUUUCACCCUGUUUGGCCGUCUGAGAAUCUGUCACGCGAAGCAGCUUGAUGGGGCCGAUAGUCAAGGCUGAUGAAGGCAAAUUUGCGUGACAAAUCAUGUAACAGCUGAGAAUGGAACAGUUAAAAGCGCCAUAGUGUACCUCUGGAAGCAGCCCUACCUCCGGUUCGCGAGCAAAAAGUUUUCCACCACGGACCACUCCGCCUACGUCCACUUGGUAAACAAUUCCAUCGUGUACACGGACAAGGAGAAUUUUGGCGAAUGGAACGACGAGCUCGACUCCGCGCACUACAUGUGGUUCUACCAAAAGUUUCAAAAGAUAUCCAGGAAAAAAACUGUGUAAGUGUAUACUAUGUAGGAAGAGAAGCAUCACAAAUUCGCUUUGCAUUAGAAGGUAAACCUGUCAUGCGCAGCUAGUACGUGGAAACACCAACACGUAUGAAAGUAGCCUAUGACGCAGAUACAGCAUGACAAGUGUGACAGUUUUGCACUUUCUGCAUCACAGACUUACACUUACACAGCUUUUUUCUUGCAUAAAAGUGGCUCCACGACGAAUACUGUCCGCAUUGCUCGAUCGCGAAAAAUAUCCUGUGCAAAAGUAUCGCAUUCGUAUUGCAGUCAUGCAUUACAAAUCUUUAGCUUAAGGUAAAUCCGCAUUACAAAUUUUAAUUUUAUCUGUCAUGCGGAGGAAAUUUGUAAUGCAUUUAUACGAGUGCGAUACUUUUGCAGUUCAUAAAAAAGUUUGGCCACGCGCCCGCGAAACCGGAUUUUCUCCACGAGCCCCCCUACACCUGCGAAACGUUUUAUCCUUGAUGGAAAAUUAUGAAGUCUGGCAUCUACUAGCUACUUGUACGUCUAUGCAACCAUAAUUCGAAAUAAAAUGAUAGCGCGACUUUCUUUAACAGUAGAACUGAAGCUUUUCCCUUUGCUUUGCAGCUCCUCUGCAGCAGCAUGUUGCGAUGGCCGCUGAGUGGCCAUGACAGAGGAAGAGGAGUUUUUCUAUAUGGCUUUUGCAUGUAAAACAAGUAUUAAGUAACUGGAAGUACAACUGCAAAUGCAGUAGAGGUUGUCAGAUGUGAAGUGUUUUCUGUGUGAGACCUUUGGCGUAUCGUGGGAGGAUAUCGAAUGCAAAAAUGUCUGGGUCUGGAAGAGUGUAGACUUGUCAUGCAGAUUUUCCAUGACCCAUGAGGUCUGGAAUGCGGGACUUAGCAUGACAGACUAUGCGAGGCCUCUCCCAUGCCUAUUCUGCAUGAGAAACCCCGCUCAAACUUGGUCAAAAGUGGACAGCUUUUGGCACUCAUGCAACACAGAUUUUUGCAUGCUUCAGAUUUACCAUGACAGGUUGCAAUCUUCCAGACCCAGACAUUUUUGCAAUUCAUAGAGGAAGUCCGGUUUGUGCAGGAGGAGUGCGACGAGGAGGAUUACGAGGAUAACAAUGCACCAAACGGCGCACCGCCGCCCGCAAUAGAACUACACCAAGGUGGUCAGCAGCAGCAGCAGGUUGCUUGUUUGGCCGAGACCGCAACUACUAAAGAUUUCACCGCCGCUACGACGGAUCAUGCCAGCAGAUCCUCCUCCUCGUCAAGCAGCUGCACCACGACUUCGAGUUCUUCGAGCCAGCACGUCAAUUCUGGUGCAGCAGAGAACAUCAAAUCGUCCAACGUCAAACUAUCGCCGAUAAAGCCACAACAGCCCGGUGACGGCUUCGCUGCUGGCACGUCGUUUCCAGUGAGCGGCAGUGAGCAAAUUUCGACGACCGCGUCGGAAACCGAGACUCAGCUUUUGAAAUUGCCCAAGUUGGUAGACACAGCGGAGGUGAAGGUGGAAGUGCUUGGGGAAGCAGAUAGCGGUCAACAUGAACACCACCAAAAGUCUUGGAUGACCAGCUGCACGGGAACUACGAUAAACGGGGCUGACCGCAGAACUGGCACUUCUGGGUCAACAACACCUUCACUUUUAGGACCUGCUAGUGCGCCGCCGGACACCAGUUGUUCAUCAUCUACGGAUAAUAAUACUCAUGCUAGGGCUCCUGCUGCAACAACUUCUACGACUUCCUCCGCUGCACCCCCGCCCGACAGCUCGGACGACGACUCGCCUGCAAGAUAUGGGAUUGCUCUCAAACUACGUUACUUUGUCAUGCAAGACGCGCAAGCUUUUCCUUUUUCCUUUCACUUAUGCUAUUAUUGCAACUUCACAUCGCCAUCACGCAGCAGCGACCAAUGUAAGAACGUUUGAGAGCAGCGCCUCCAUACACGCCAGAGGCGCAGCACGCCCCCGCCGGACCCACGGUUUUGUGUGGAUGUGUGGAGCAGGAAAAUUCUUCCGGAUAUCAUCCAAAUCGUGAAGCUCUCACUACUGUCCGUGCAAGAUGGGAUUGAGGUAAGUAUAUACGGUCAUAUUUGUUAAGCACGGGCUGUUUUAUUUUGUCCUUCUCCGCUUGAUAAAAUUGUACCCGGUACUAGUUCUCCACUUUGACUUCGCGAUGGAUCAUCCUUGUUUGAAAAUCAAAUGCACUUCCACAGCACCGGAAAAAUUCCAUGGAGCUCUUCGGCUACGAUUUCAUGCUGGACGAAGAUCUGAAAACCUGGUUGAUCGAGGUGAACUCCUCGCCCGCAAUGGACUACUCGACGCCGGUGACCACGCCGCUCGUCAAGCAGGUCAUGGAAGAUUUGGCAAAGGUGGUGGUCGAUACCAAGCUGGAAAUGAACAACAAGAUCGAGAACAAGCAACCCGUGGACAAGUACGCGGAGCCGCCGGACACGGGGGAGUGGGAGCUGAUUUACCAGGGCAGUUGCUGUUUGAAAAAGCCGACGUUCUUGGGAAAAUUAGACGUCCAGGGCAAAGCCAUUCCGGUCAUGCCGCCUGGUACCGGUGGUGCAGGCUCAGCUUUUGCCGGGGCGAACACGGUGGGGGCGGGAAAGAAGCGGGGAUGAUUUGAUGAGGUGACAGAAAUAUUAAAGUCACAUCAUGCCGUAAAAAAACAGAAUUUAUCGCACUAUUAAGCUUUAUUCCGCUUGUUUUUACAACAGUUUCGAAUUGAUGACAGGAUAGAUUGCACUUUUGAAUAGGUAGGCAGCAGAUGCCACAUGAACCUGGUUUCUCUUUUAUUCUAUAGACCGCUCGAUGCAAAUUAUGAUUUUACAGAUGCAAAAAAAAACAUGUAGUUGUUUCGACCGCUGAGACGAAUGGAACACAUCAGAAUUAAUGAACGCUUUCGAAUUUCUUAUAGAAAAGAAUACCAAUAGCAUGGAGCUGGAGUUUAACUUCGAAAUUAGAUGCCAUAUCAUGUACAACAGCAAAUGUUGAAUACACGUAAAAUGAACUCGAGCCGCGCUACAAGACUGCAGGUGGUUGGUGCAGAAACACAACCAUGGGAGCGACACGACACGGGUAGUACUACAGGAGCCUCCAGAGUAUGUAGAAUCGUGCUCAUAAUUCUUAACCUUAAUAACCUUAUCAAGCGAGAUGAAGAACCAUGCUGGGCUACUUUAUCUACGGACAUCAAUUUUAUCUUUUGUCUUUGUUUUACAUGAUGGAACAAAAAUCAAGGCAAUUUACAACAAUUUUUAAAGCAAGGAGAAAAUGUAGUUCGGAAAAU